Molecule: messenger RNA, 936 nt
Organism: Triplophysa rosa
Lineage: Eukaryota; Metazoa; Chordata; Actinopteri; Cypriniformes; Nemacheilidae
Gene: hp
Product: haptoglobin
Exons: 4
Coding region: 1-936 (311 amino acids)
Biological process (GO): proteolysis
Molecular function (GO): serine-type endopeptidase activity
Source: RefSeq, a predicted model, not a curated record
AUGAAGUGGCUGUCUGUGGCUGUGCUGCUCACGGGCUCGAUCGCUUGCCUGCCAAAUGUGUCUCUGGGUUUGGAUCGAGUCAGAAAAAAUGUUUCGGGCCUACGACCCAAACGAAUGACAGGGGGAUCUCUGACCGCACCCGUCCCCUGGCAUGCCAUGGUGUACCUAAGUGAAAAUAUACUGGACGGAGGUUUCGCUGAAGGAGCCCUGAUAGCCGAGCGCUGGAUCUUGACUGCUGGCAGGAAUCUAUUUGUAAAAAAAAGUCGAAAUGACACAAGAGGAAAAGAGCCGCUCAUCCCAAAAGUCUAUCUGGGAAUCAGCAAGCGCUCUGAUGCACAGGCCUCUGCAGAAGUCGCAGUAGAGAAGGUGUUUUUACAUCCAGGCUUUCAGAACACAUCCGACUGGGACAAUGACCUUGCUCUGAUCAAACUUAAGGAGCCGGCGAAUUUCAGCGAGUCUAUAAUGCCCAUCCCACUGCCUGAGACUGGAGAUAACCAGGAAGAGAAAAAAGGAGAGAGUGGCAUCAUCGCUGGAUGGGGCUGGGGGAGUCUUUUUACCACUGCUCCCAUACUGAAGUUUCUGGCUCUACCCAUCGUGCCGUGCCAGGGAAAAUACCAGGCAAAAGUUCUUGCAAGUACACCGACUGUGACUGACAAACAGUUCUGCACCGGACCCAGUAAUUAUCAAGAAAACGUGUGUUUCGGGGACGCAGGGGGUGCUCUCGCAUUCCUCAACCCCAACACCAAUGCAGUUUACGCUGCAGGAGUCCUUUCUUUUGACAAGGCCUGUUCUGUAGAAGAUCACGCUGUAUACAUAAAGAUCUCUGCUUACCUGCCCUGGAUUCACAGUGUCAUGAGAGGAGAUUCGCAUGAAUUUGCAGCACGCCGCGCUUCAUUCAUCAAUCGCAUGUUUUCCCGACAUUUUGCCCUUAGUUGA